CGCAAAGGACAGUUCAGUGCUCGUUGUUUUGUGCCCCGCCGCACUGCAAACUUGACGGACCUACAUGAGGACUGCGGACCGAUAACUUUAUUGUUGUGCUCGUGGGAAAUUCCUUACACUUUGGAGGUUGAUUUGUGGAUCAUCUGGAACGGAACGCAGCGUAGUUGUAUCUGUUUUCAAAGACCAUAAUGGCUGUGUUUCCUAGACAACUGGAUUUAACAUCGCCUUGACACCACAGUUUACAGCUGAACUCGAAGGACUCAAACAUCUCAUCAUUUCAUCUUUUUAUUCAGUUUUUCUUCCUGUGGAUUAUUCUAAUAACACGGGUAGACUUAGAGGUCAACAUGCCUAUCCUCAAGCAGCUAACCUCGAGCCAGUCCAAGCGUCGCUCCCGGGCCGACCUGACCGCAGAGAUGAUCAGUGCCCCCCUGGGGGACUUCAGACACACCAUGCACGUCGGUCGUGGCGGAGACGCUUUCGGCGACACCUCCUUCCUCAGUACCCGUUCUGGAGAGCCCCCUAAAGAACCGGCUCACGAGAUCCAGCAGAGCUCGCCCGGUCCAGCCCCCAAACCAGGCCUACUGUCCCGCACCUUCAGGAGCAGCAAGCGCUCGCAGUCGGUGAACCGAGGCGACAAGUACGAGAGCAACGCGCUGGCGCCCCCUGGCAACUCGCCGACCUUUGUAAAAAAUGCCAUCUCUCUGCCCUACCUCAACGACGAAGACGCGGGCAGGAUGGUCGGGGGUCAACGGAUGCCCAAGAGCGUCUCUUCCAGCCCUAUGAAGAUAUUGCCAGAGAUCGAUGGAGUCGGCAAGCCAGUCAACGGCGCCGCGGCCGCAAUGGACCUGGAGUUCAACGAGCGGAACUUCGGCGAACUGACUGACCUGCCGCCGUCCCACCCUCGAGGUGGCGGGAUGAAGCAUGCUGAGUCCAUCAUGUCAUUCCACAUCGACCUGGGGCCCUCCAUGCUGGGGGACAUCCUUAACGUCAUGGAGAAGAAGGGCUGGGAGGAGGAUGACCUGGGGUACGAGGAGGGGAAGUGUAGCGAGGGGCACGGGUCACCCACCCUCAGCCCCCCCACCACCGAGGACGAGGACCAGGUGGAUCUGCAGCCGCCGACGAGGCCGCCGCGAAGCGUCUAUCCCCAGCAGAUCAGGACCGACCCCCCGUACACCCCUCCCAGGGGCCACCACCACCACAGCCACCUCGACAGCUGCUCCGUGUCCUCCUCCGGCUCUGCUGCUCUGGAGGAGAAACCACUGAACAACCUGCACGAGGGGGACACUGACAGCGCCAAGUACAGCUCCCCAGGGGGCCGGGGGGAGGACGACAGAGACUUCUCCUUCAUGGAUGAGGACGAGGAUGAGAUCAGAGUGUAAAACAAGGACAUGGCUGUGACACCACCCAUUGUGGUUGGUAAGGACACCAGAAUGUUGUUAAUAAGGACAUACAGGCCAUGUUUAUACAGACAGGCCAAGUCCCAGAUCCCAUUUCCAGUCAUUGGUCUUGACCAACCAGAUCUUUUCCUGUCAUCAAAUCUGAUUGGUCUAAAGACAUAUUAGUGAAAACCAAUAUAUAUGAAUUGACCUGCCUGUGUAGAUGCAGACAGAGGACUUUUUUUUAAGCUGGUAGAUGGAGAGUUUUGAAGCUAGUAGACGUCUGACUUGGGAAGGGUGGGUUCUGGGACAGGGUGAAAAUAGAAUCACAUCACUACAUCUCUGUACCUACGCUAUUCUGCCAUACCUCCGGAAACAACUAUAUAAUCGCACACCAUCUGAGCCUUAUUCACUCCACUGUGGCCAAGUAUGAGUCUGUCUGACUCUCCGUCCGUCUGUCUGUCAGUCUGUGUGUGUGAGUGUAUGUUUGUUCCACAGUUCAUGGAAACAGAAAUGCCUGUCCCAUGAGUCCUUUUACUGUAGCCUGUUACAGAAUUCCAGUGUCAACCACUAAAACUCAUACACACACACAGAGACACACACACACACACACACGUACAACACUCUGAGGCGCCAGUUAUCGGUCUGGGGGUUUCUUUUUGUUACAUUUUGAUCUGUCAUUAUCAUGAUCCAAUCCCAUCAUUUAAAUGAUGUCAUUACAGUAUGUUUGUCCUUAUAAGAAGGCAAAUGUCAAGGACCCCAACAGGUCAUGCCCAAAAGUAAUCGUGUCUCCCAUCCACAUGCCUAUGUUUUUCCAGCAAAUGGUUUCGCCUUUAUGAUUGCUGUAGUGACAGUACUUAUCUAUUCUGUAUAACGUGGGAGGAAAUGAGGAAGAUAAAGCCAACCACCGACCAGCAGUCGUGACACAGGCAGUCACAUUCUUUGAAAGCGGAAGUGUGAAGGCUGACUGAGAUCGCGGGAGGUCAACGUGUGAACUGUUGAUCAGUCACACUGUUGUCCUCCUGGAGGGGAGGUGUAAUGCGUGAGGUGAAGGGGUUUACGUGAGGUCAGGGACUGAACUGUAUGUUUUCCACACCGCUUUGGAGGAAGUGAGUGGGAAAGGAAAAUGUAAGUUACAUGAAGAAAGACAUCUGUAUCCCGGAGCCUGGCUGGCAUAACUGCUUAGCAUGGGGGGCCUCGGAUGUGGAUAUUGUUUGUGGGUUUGUGUCGAGUGAGAUGAGAUUAAAUUAUAGGUUGGUAAAAUGUUGAAAAGCUUAAAGGUGGUUAAUCCUAUGCUCACUACAUUGUGUGUACAUAGUUGACCUAGCAGGUUCAGUCGAUGUCAUGACUUGGUUGUUCAUUGUUCCAAUUAUUCUUCACCGUUCCUUAAAAUGGACCAGUACAAUAAACACUCUCUAUAUAUCCACUUCCAAUGAGGGACAUAUACUAAUUGUAUGUGCACUGUUGUGUUAAAGCUAGUUUGGAUUUUAGUUAUUUUCUAUAGUUAUUUUAAGCCUAAGGUACUAGCCUUCUCAUGAGGCCAUUUGUGUUAUAGUUGUUAGGGUAAGGAUCUUCGUUAGCUCAGAUUAAUGGACUUCGUAGAUACAGGCAUCCCAAAUCAACUCUCCCAUCACUCCCUAAAACACUAACUGUUGCAUGUACAGAAUCACACAUUUUCCUUUAUUUUAAUGUAUAUUUUGAUUGACUUUAGAGGUUAUAGAGACAGCAUUUUUAUUUAGAAAAUAAAAUGUGGCCUUUUUACGUUUUCAUGCUCAUUAGCGCAUAUAUGUUUUAGAAAACGAUAAAAAAAUACUUUCAUUCAAAAAGAGCAGAGACAAUGGGUGUGGCCAAGAGAAUAGUGACCUCAUAGAGUAGUUUGUGACCAUGUCUUGCCCAACAUCAAUUGCUUGUAGAUGACAUCAGGUUAGAAGAAAGAGCAGAGCGAGGAGGGAGGGCAGAUUUAAUAAGAGAACACUAAGUGACCCCCUUCUUGCCAUUGCGCCACGUAGGCCUUGGCUACAGUACAAGCAAAUCAACAGACCAUCUGGAUUCCCUCAACUCUCAUUCACAAACAGUUGGCUGAUUGGUCGGAAACCAAACCAACAACCCAUUCAUAAGUAACAUAUUUGGGAAAACAAGCAUCAGGUGUGUGCGUUCAGUUGAUGUCCCACAGUUCUGAAAUGAUUACUAAUGUAGACUAUUGCCUUCCUUAAGUGAGGAAAUAACAUUUGUGCCAUAUGUGACUGCAGGUAAAACCUGUUUUUUUUUUCCUGUCAUGGAGUUGUUUUUUUUGUUGGUUUUCCUGUUAAGGAGGAAGCACAUCAUCCAGUGGUGUAAGGUGAGGGAAGGGGAUUCAUUCUAUGAGGGGACAUCACCAUGUCAGAGAUUCACAUCUACGUGUAUGCAUUAGCUUACAACCAGGUGUAAAUGUGCCAAGUAUGUAUGGAAUAAUCAUUCUGUCAUCCUCUGAUGUUUGAAAUGAUCCCUUGACGUUUGAAAGACAAUUUUACACAACAGUAUAGGCUACUUAAAGCUCCAACCUCAAUUUUAUUUGUAAAUGGGCCAAAUUUCAGAUUGCAUUGUUAUUCUUUUUUCUAUUUUAAACCCUGUUGUUUGUUCCAUUGUUAUAGAAAAUGUCCAUGGAAACAGGGCGGAGCUGCUCCACUGUGUUAGCUGUUCUUCACCUAUACGGCUUAUUAAGAACCUUUAUUUUCCAUCAGACAAACUCCUUUCCACCCACCGCCAUUUUAUUUGCUACUGAAGUGACAUAGACACAUUCUAAUCGUGUCGUUCAUAAACAGCGACUAUUGCUAUGUUUCGCUAUAGGCAUUAUGACAAAGUAACGCUAAUGUACUGUAAGAGCCAUCAGAAAGUCAAGUGGCUAUUUACUCCUAUAAGAUUGCAGUGCUCUGGCCUGAUGUCAGUGUGGGGUGUGAUAAAAUGGGAAAGGCUUGUAAAACAAGGUCUGGCUCUAAGGUUCAGAGGCGUUUUUUUGUGGCUGUUUUUAUAUUUGCCAAGUAUGUCAUACCUUUCUUCAUCUCCCCGUCUCUCUCAUUCUACUGUAUAUUAAUAUAUAUUUUACCACAGUCACUCUUCUCUUUGAAAUAACUGCUAUAUUUUUCAAUAAAAAAUAAAGCUGGUAAUCUUUACUUGGAA
This is a messenger RNA of Esox lucius (northern pike), 4532 nucleotides long. It is a transcript of the gene cdc42ep4b, whose product is annotated as CDC42 effector protein (Rho GTPase binding) 4b. The record is from RefSeq and is a predicted model, not a curated record. The coding region runs from base 345 to 1379 and encodes 344 amino acids. Lineage: Eukaryota; Metazoa; Chordata; Actinopteri; Esociformes; Esocidae. The transcript is spliced from 2 exons.